UUUCGCUUUAUUCCGCUGCGUGAGUCUCCUCUAACACCGUGGUCUCAAUCAGGGCACUAUUACUAAUACUCUCGAUUUGCUUCUGAACAACGGUGUUCUUUGCAUUAUUCUUCAAUCCAGAACUAUUUUAUAAUUGAGAUGGAGCAAACUGGUUGUGCUCACAAAAAAAAUUCACAGGGAGGCAAAGAAAACCACCCCGGACUCAUGCAACAGAAUCCUAAUGACCCUAAAGGAAAGAGGAAACAACUGCAAACAGUUACCAACAUUUCUCAACAUUUUUCUAAAAGAAAGCGUUCAGCUUCAGUACCAAAGCAGGAGCUAUAUUCUAUGUCAAAUCAGCCUCGUGGACAUUGUUUGAUCAUUAACAACUUUUAUUUUGAGACAAAUACAUCACUUGGAAAGCGGUUGGGGACAGAUAAAGAUAAAGAUGAACUUGUCAAAGUGUUUAAGAAGAUGCAAUUUGAGGUUGAGGUUGAGGACAAUUUGAAUGCCUCAGAUAUGCAACGUUUUAUAAAGCAGUUUGCAGAAAAGGAUCACGCACAAAUGGACGCUUUCGUAUGCUGCAUCCUCUCACAUGGAGAGAAAGGCACAGUGUUGGGUGUAGAUGGAAAGCAGGUUGAAAUCCGUGACCUUUUGCGACCUCUUGCUAAAUGCUGCACGCUGGCUGGCAAGCCCAAGCUUAUCUUUAUUCAGGCCUGUCAAGGAAAUGUAUGCCAGGAGGCCGUGGGAAUGGCAGAUGAACAGGACGAUGGUACAGAAGAAGGCACAGAGAAGGAAAAUGCUCAAACUGCUACCUUCCAGAGUAUCCCUAUAGAAGCUGAUUUUCUGAUCGGUAUGUCAACAGUGGAGUCCUACAGAGCUUUCCGUCACAUACAAAAUGGGUCGUUCUAUAUCCAGGAACUCUGUGAGCAGCUAAAAAUUGGCAGCACACGGAAAGAGGACAUUCACUCGAUUAUGACAAAAGUGAAUCGCAUAGUGAGCUCCAAAGUCUUUCGAGGCAGCAAGCAGAUGCCUGAAGUUCGCUACACUCUAACUAAAAAAAUGGUCCUUCCGAUGAUGUCACCUGAUUAGCUGCAGCAUGAAGUUUUUUGAGUGGUAGCGGUUUCUGUUUAUUAUUUGCUAUUUUUGUUUAUUAUUUGCCAUGAGUUAUUUUUACUCUCUCUUUUUUUUAUUAUUGUGCAGGGGUUUAUUUUAAGAGGGUGUAUUUCACUUGAAAAUAACUUUUUUAAAACCAAUACCAAUAACUCCAUAUUUGGGAUAAGUGCUUUUUAAAUGAUUAGACUGUAAAAAUGAUGUGCUCAGCAAGUAAAAUGAGAACUUUGAUUACUGUUUUUAUUUGUAAUGAGCUUUAAUAAUGUUUAUCAUAGUAGAUAGGGUUUUAAGCAACGACAUAAACAAUUGUUACUGCGCAUGCAUGUUUGGUGGCCCAAAUUUAUUUUCCGGUAUACAUUCGCGAAGAAAAUCCCUGCAGAUUAUUUCUGAUGACAAAUUAAAGAAAUAAUAACAUUAGCUAGCAAGUUAAAAGUAUUUCUACCCAGUAUUAUUUUGGUUUACCAGUGGAUGAACCAUUACUUUAUGGCUAAACAAAUUGUUUAUUAAAAAAUGAUAUGCUAUACAAUUAAUCAAAUAGUUUAUUUAAUAAAUUACAAAAUAUAUUAAUAGUAAUUAAUGUUAAUAUAAUAAAUUAAACCAAAAAAAUGGUUGUAUUAUUAGUCACUAGACACAGACCGGAAUUUAACUUCGGACCAGGUGCAUGCAUCCAAAGAAAACCGUCUAUAAAUAAAAUGCCGAUUUAUCAGAGCAAAUGGGUGCAGUUUAAGAACAUUUUAAGGAUAUAAUGUAAAGUGUCAAUGCUUAUCAUUAUUAAGACAGUAUGGGGGUGUCUAUGUAUAAACUGUCACUUUAUAAAUAAACUUUGCAUCUUUUAAAUCAGGAAUGGACAAAAGAAAAUUGUCAUUGUACCAAAGUACAGAUAAAGCUCUUGAAUGAUACUGACAUAUCCAAUUUUUGCCACUGCGUGUUUAAAAUACAGCUUCUGGCUGUUGAAGUGUUGUGGUUCCUAAAGACUGAUGACAGUUUGUGAUGGUCUUACACAAUGUUUGUGUUAGUUGAAUAUUGUUUAUUGGAGAUGUAAAACUACAAUAAUCUUAAAGUACAGUACAGUUUUUAUUAGAUACAGUAAAUGCAUAGAACAUUUGUUUAA
Messenger RNA from Triplophysa dalaica, 2203 nucleotides. RefSeq names its product caspase-8-like. Gene Ontology annotation, molecular function: cysteine-type endopeptidase activity. The record is from RefSeq and is a predicted model, not a curated record. Gene Ontology annotation, biological process: negative regulation of extrinsic apoptotic signaling pathway via death domain receptors; proteolysis. The transcript is spliced from 6 exons. Bases 139 to 1071 code for a protein of 310 amino acids. NCBI's taxonomy places the organism in Eukaryota, Metazoa, Chordata, Actinopteri, Cypriniformes, Nemacheilidae.